Molecule: messenger RNA, 597 nt
Organism: Rotaria sp. Silwood2
Lineage: Eukaryota; Metazoa; Rotifera; Eurotatoria; Philodinida; Philodinidae
Source: the annotation of a GenBank genome assembly
AUGGACGUCGCGGAGACGUCUGCUACUGACUCGCUUGAAAAGCAUUAUGCUGAAUUAGCAGCAAAAACUGCAGCUGCAAUAGCUGCUGAAGGACCACCACCUGCUUUUAAUAAUGGAUUGUCUAUCCAACCUACUCUUGCUCCAUUGCCACGCUAUCAUCCACCACGUCCUAAAAUACAACGAAGAUAUCUGGAGUGCCGUAUGUUUUUUCCCACAUCGGGUCACAAAGGCUUUGAUACAAUCAAAUUAUCUGAUGAAAUUCCACCAAUUGAAAUAGUUCAUGAAAUGAUUCUCUAUGAAACACGUCUUCGUUUGUCUGAUUCAAUUCAAGAACUCAUGGAUGAGUACCAUACUGAUGGGACUGCUGUCACUUUCGUGCACGAUCUCAUUCAACAACAUGUUAUAGAAUAUUUCGGCUAUCGAGAUGUCAAUGCACUACGUACAGCUGUGUUUCGCUUUCCAGAUGACCCAGUCGUCCAAGCAGCCUUUUACGUCAAACACAACAAAAUUACACAAGGUUUAGUCAGUCAGGGACAAUGUGCUCGUGAUAUCAAUUUGUAUGCUAUUGAUGGUCAUCCUACUACUCUUUUCUCAUAA